Molecule: messenger RNA, 1568 nt
Organism: Arachis ipaensis
Lineage: Eukaryota; Viridiplantae; Streptophyta; Magnoliopsida; Fabales; Fabaceae
Source: RefSeq, a predicted model, not a curated record
GUGUUGCAAGGUUAAAACGACGUCGGUUGGUGCGUGGCUUUUCCCAUACGCCGAAAACACUUGAAAGCGACACAGUAUGCUUUCUUUCUUCUUCCUCCGAUCCCAAUCCAAAACGAAACCAACGUAACAUACUCACCGCUACCAUUUCCACCAUCGCAUGAAUCUCACUCUUAAUUUCAAUCCCUAUUAAGAAAUUCGAAGUAGAAAUGGAUGAGAAAACGCAGCCUCUCAACAAGAAAAACGACGACGACGAGGAAGACAAAGUAGUCGCUGAACGACAAGAGCCCAAUCCGCCAGCUGCCACCGGAGGCUGGGGAUUUUCGUCCUUCUCCUUUCUCUCCGAUCUUCAGAAGGCCGCUGCCGUUGCCGCCGAAGAGAUCUCUCGCAAUGCUGCUGCAGUUGCAGAGACAGCUUCAAAGAGCUUUGCGGAGUUGCAUGACGGUGCUGAGGAUUCAGAACCAGAGAAAGAUGCUGCUGGAGAAUCUCCUACUGAAAAGGAAAGUGAUGAUGAGGAUGACAAAUUGAGAAAAUCUGCGCUGGAUAAAUUGGAGAAAGCUAGUGAAGAUUCAUUACUUAGCCAGAGCUUGAAGGUUUUUGAUAAUUCUGUUGAGACAUUUGCUUCUGGAGCAUGGACUGCCUUGGGAAACGCAUGGAGAGGGAGCACUGAAUUGGUUCAGAGGCUUGAGAAUUCAGCAUCAAACCUUGCAGGAUCCGUACAACAAGGUGGGCCUCCAGGUUCUAAUGCAACUUCCCUAUUAGAGACUGGAAAAGCUUUUACUGCAAAGGGAAUGCAAGUGCUUGAAUAUGUUGGUAAGGAGACAAUGGACCUAUUAAUCAGUGAAACUGGAAUUGAUGUUGAGAAGCCUAAUACAGAAGGUGGAGAACAAAAAGAUGAGGAUCAAUUAUCAGAGGAAGUGACAUUUGAUCGAUGCUUUUACAUUUAUGGAGGUCCGGAGCAGUUGGAGGAACUGGAAGCUCUGUCUAGUCAUUAUGCCCUGUUGUUUAACCGAAGAAAAGCAAAGUUAUCAGCAGAGCAAAAGUCUGUAUAUGAUGGGAAACUGAAAGAGGUCCAACAAAUUUUUAAUUUGAGUACUGAAAUGGAUGGAACCAGUGCUGAUUUAAACAAAGGAAAGACAGUAAAGAGAGAAAAUGAAGGAAGCGGUGAUGAGAUGAAGAAUUUACAUGAUUCAAGUGUCAACAAGGCUGCUGAAAUGGCUGCAGGUUUUACGAAUGUGUUGGCUGGGCUAGCUGUUAAUGAUAUAAUUCAGAGAACUACUGGAAGAUUAGAAUCUCUUCAUUCUGAGGGAGUUCAUAGACUAUCUGAAAUGUGCUGUUUUUCAGUUUCUCAACUUCUAAUGCUUGGCAAAUCCAUCAUUUCUUGUGCCAACAAAAUCGAGGAUGGAGAAGUUGAUGAAGAUAAGGUGAACAUAGAGUGGCCUGAAGAUGUUUCUGCCAAAGCCAAGAUCAUAAGGUUAAAUGCCCAGACAAUGAUAGGAUACGUGGAAGCAGUUUCGAACAGUUUUAUUACAGGUUUGUUUCCUAAAAAUAAUUAAGGCCCACUUCUAACU